Molecule: messenger RNA, 4454 nt
Organism: Delphinapterus leucas (beluga whale)
Lineage: Eukaryota; Metazoa; Chordata; Mammalia; Artiodactyla; Monodontidae
Source: RefSeq, a predicted model, not a curated record
CUGGCGGAGGGACGCGGGCUGGAGCGGAGGCGCGCUCCCGCGGGCCGGCUGCCAGGAGACACCGGGGCUGGGAGGUCAGAAGCCCCCUCGCCAUGCCCGGGACUUCCCGGGCCAGGGGGUCCCUGCACCUUGGAGACCCCUGCCAUCCCAAUGCCUGAGCUCCCCAUCUCUAGCAGCCUGACCUCCUCUGAGCUCCCCCUGAGCUCCCGCGGUGGAGUGGGUCUCCCGGCAUGGGAGGGGUCUCACCCAUCCACGCCCGCACACGCCCUGCCACGCUGUCCCCGCGGCCGCGUGACGAAACUUGCCACGGGGAGGACACCCAAGAUGGCUGCCGCGGGGACAGGCCACGGCGGGGACUGGCGCGAGCGAUUGCUAGGUGGUCCGGUGGCACCGACCCCCACGCCCCUCAAGCUCCUAGCUCCUGGCUUCUCCUCCUGGCGCAGAGGGGGGCUCGGAGAUCAGAGACCACCUGGCCCCUGCCCUAGAACUCGCAAUCUAGUAGGGAAGAGAAAAUGGGAAAAGGUAAUGGGAACAGGAGUGAUCCUGCCCGGAUCUUGCAUUUCCGUGCUCACCGCCUGAGCUUUCCCACUUGUCACGAACCUCUAACCUUCUCAGAAUGACAGUAGACACAAUGCCUACUAAGAGUUUGCAGGUGAUUCAGGUCCGUCUACUUUUACAUUCCUCCAGCCCCGUGAGGUACUUGGCCUUGCCUUCCUAAUCCAGAUGGGGAAGGAAACUGGGGCUCAGAGAGGUUGUGUAACCUGCCUAAAGUCACACAGUUGGUCAUCUGUAGUCUCAGCUUACAUGUUACUUCCUCAGAGAUGCUCUCCCUUGGCUGUGUUGUUUGAAAUUGCCCCUUCAUGCACACAUCCUCUGUUAGAUUACCCCUGUGACUUUUUCCUUAAGAGAAUUUGUCACCAGUUGAAAUUAACUGUUUACUUGCUUGUUUGAUUCUCUGCUUGUGGUCAGGGCCUCUGUUUGUCUUGCUCAUCUCUCUGUUCCCUGCACCAGGGAGACCCUCACUGAAUAUUUGUUGAGUGCCUGAAUGAGAAAGCUCAGUAUGAGUGACUUCAGAGCUCGGGCACUUAACCACUCCAUGGGCAACUGCUUUCUGAAGCCCCAUGGCAUUUUGUUUUUACUUUUCUCAAAGUCAUAAUCUCUCUUCUGCCUCAUCUUCUAGAUUUUUACUUGCGUGUCUCCAGCUUUUCUCUUCCUUUGCCCAUCCCCAGUUUGCUGAGCUGCUUCCAUGUUCCAGGCACUGUAAUAGGUGCAAGGCGGGUAUACAGUCCAGGACAAUGUCUGGAGAACUUCCACCAAACAUUAACAUCAAGGAACCUCGAUGGGAUCAAAGCACUUUCAUUGGACGAGCCAAUCAUUUCUUCACUGUAACUGAUCCCAGGAAUAUUCUGUUAACCAACAAACAACUAGAGGAUGCAAGGAAAGUAGUGCAUGAUUACAGGCAAGGAAUUGUUCCUCCGGGUCUCACAGAAAAUGAGUUAUGGAGAGCAAAGUACAUCUAUGAUUCAGCUUUUCAUCCCGACACUGGUGAAAAGAUGAUUUUGAUAGGAAGGAUGUCAGCUCAGGUUCCAAUGAACAUGACCAUCACAGGUUGUAUGAUGACAUUCUAUAGGACCGCACCGGCAGUGCUGUUCUGGCAGUGGAUCAACCAGUCCUUCAAUGCCGUGGUCAAUUACACCAACAGAAGUGGAGAUGCUCCCCUCACUGUAAAUGAAUUGGGAACAGCUUAUGUUUCUGCAACAACAGGUGCUGUAGCAACAGCUCUAGGACUCAAUGCGUUAACCAAGCAUGUCACUCCGCUCAUAGGACGCUUUGUUCCCUUCGCUGCGGUAGCUGCUGCCAAUUGCAUUAAUAUUCCAUUAAUGAGGCAAAGGGAACUCAAAGUUGGCAUUCCUGUCACAGACGAAAACGGGAACCGCCUGGGCGAGUCGGCAAACGCAGCCAAACAAGCCAUCACGCAAGUAGUUGUCUCCAGGAUCCUCAUGGCAGCCCCCGGCAUGGCCAUCCCUCCAUUUAUCAUGAACACUUUGGAAAAGAAAGCCUUUCUCAAGUCCACGCCUCUCUCCCUUCACGUUCACCCAUGUGAUGUACCUCUUCGCCAGAGGAGUCUGCUCGGGGACCAGGAGGUUCCCAUGGAUGAGCGCGCCUAUUCAGGUUGGAUUAGUUGGCUUCUGUUUGGUAUUUGCUACACCUCUGUGCUGUGCUCUGUUUCCUCAGAAAAGUUCCAUGUCUGUGACAAGCUUGGAGGCCGAGCUGCAAGCCAAGAUCCAAGAGACCCAUCCUGAAUUACGGCGCGUGUACUUUAACAAGGGAUUAUAAAGUAGGGAAAGAAACAUCUUCAGAGGAUCCUACCAACCACAAGUGUGGUGUAGCCAAGUUGGUAAGGAAUAUCCUGGUUCUGGUCGACAGGUGACAGAUACCUUUUAACGAUCCACAUUAGCCUUUUAGAGUCAAGCUGCUACUUAUAGCACAGCACCUGGGGUGGCCUCCCCUUACAUUUGAAUCAUGGUAUAAUUUACAGAAACACCCUUCCUGUAGCUUUUGUAGUCACUGUUUUUUCAAAGACAAUAUCCCAACCCUCACCCAGAGUUUUCAAAAGCACCGCUAGGCAUAGAGUAGAUGUUCAGUAUAUUGACUGUCAGUCAACGAAAAGGAAAUCUGUUUAAAAUACUGAAUUUUUAUCCUACUCUUGUUUCAAAUCAAGGAGAGCUCAGUAGUGAGUUGAGAAAACACAAAAGCUCUGAAGCUAAACUGUAAAAGAAAAUGACUCUUAAAUAUUAAGGACAGUUUACUUUCCUGCCCAGUUCGGGCUGGAGGCGACCCGAAGUAGAUGAUGAGUUCGUUGCAUUUGUAGGAUAAAAGCUCCUUCAUACACCUCCCGGAAGUCAGAGUGAUAGACAAUUGUGAAAGGUCCCUGCUGUCAACAGCUGUAUGCUUUCGUAUUGCUGGUGGAUUUCUUCGGUUGAGGUUGAAAUUUAUUCUAUUUUACAUUCUUAUGAAGAUAUCAAUCUUACCUUGCACUUGUUGACUUUAUAUUCAGUCAUUUAAAUCAACUAAUCAAAUAACGGAAAUGCACAAAUGUCAAAUUUUGGAAGUAUAUUCGAAACCAACGCUGUAUGACUGGGUUGAAUCUGGCGUGUUUGAUUUUUUUUUUUUUUUUAGAAGUGAGAGAACAGUUCCCUCUGCCUACAUGUCUUUUCUUGUCAUCCUCGUAGAUCUCUUUGGCUUUCAGAAAGAUACGGAAAUAAUGUGUAUGUGAAUCAAGGACUCAAUGAGUUUUACUUAAUGUUGUAUAUUACAUUCCACCCUGUUUGAAAAUAAUGAACCCAUGGACCACUGCUUACAUCAUCUGUAGUAUCUUCACAUACAAUAUAUUUAAUGUUAAUAGAUUAUGUUUCAACUCUGUAGAGGUUCAGAGGCAUAUGUGAGGUGGUCAUUUCACUGAGUAUAGACCACUCGAUUCAAUUUGUAAUUCAGAGACUUAUAAGUGGGAAAAAAAUGUAGAAACUAGUUUGGGCAAAUUUUUCCUGACACUGUGACCAGACUGAAUUUCCUCAUAAAGAAAAAAUGGUGUGCCUCGUGUCUGUGUUUCUCUUUUCUCUGAAACGAUGAAUGGACCUGAAGGUUUUGGGCCACUCUGAGCCUUCCUUUAUAUACUGCCAGAAUAUUCUCAUUUAGAUUUCCUGUCUUAAGCCAUUUGAAGCAAAAGAGCUUCCCCAUGACAUUCUGGCCUUGGAUGUCUUUUGUGGCCAUAGAUGCUUCUCUUUAAAAAUGGGUAAAAGCAGGAAAUUCAAGGCAGAGCUCCACGAGGUGCUUAAAGGGCACUUUUUUUUUUUUUUUUUUUUAAAGGGCACUUUUAACAAGAAACUAAAGCCCUUGAGGCCUACCCCACUCGCCCCAGCUAAUCUCAGAAUGCUUACCCCCAGCCAGGUGGCAGCUCCAUGUCCAAAUCUUAACCUUCGUUGAAAAAUUAAUGAAUGCCUGGUUGGAAGAUUGACAAACUGACCAAAAUUUUAAUACACACCAGGAUGAGAUGGCCAAAGGAUCAUUACAAAAGGGAUAAUGAGCCUGGAGAUGUGUCUUUUUAAACAUUAUCUGUUGAAGCUUCUGACUCUUGAUGCUUUUAUAGAGAACUAUGAAUUGUAUAGUUGAAUCAUGGUUUAUAAAAAGGAACAAAAUGAACCAAGAUUGGCGAUCUUUGCUGAUCUCUUAGGAAUACCUCUUCUGGAGAAAAGUUCACACGAAGUGCAAUAUGCUUGUAAAGGUAAAUAGUUAUUAAUAUUUCUAGCAACAUGAUAUAAAGAAUUAUGACUGUAAGUAUUAACCGACUGGCAGCUUUUUUUCAGUAUUAGCACAGUGUCUGGCCAGUGUUGGAGUCGAUGUAUUAUUUCAGUUCAACUGGAUGAAAUGUUAAAUAAACUCAGAAUGAAAAAAAA